AUGCCACCAAUGGAUCACGACAUGGUAAAGCGAAUGAGCAUGGGUGGAGAGAGUCCCAGCCCAGAGUGCUACGCAACAAACCUCCCCUUCCUUCAGACGCUGGCAUUCUGUAUCUCCACGCACUGCGAGUCCGUUGAGACAUGGGAGGUGGAGAAGUGGUGGGAGACCUUCGUGCCCGGACGGAUGCCCUCGCAACCCAAGCCACGGCUCACGUACCAGCAAAGCCUUGCUACUAUUCCAAACCCGCCAAACUCUACCACGCCCGCGGAUGAGAUGCUGUCUUCCGUCAGUCUGGUCUCCGAAGAGGAUUAUGCGGCGAACUUCAAUGGGGAUCAUACCUUCGAGAUCAACGACGCUCGUCACGAAACGUACGGAUUGAUAUUAAUAACAAGCGGCGCCAUCAUCCCAAUAGCACUGUCGUGCUUGCGAGGGCUGCCGCUACCACGAGCCUUCGUCAGCCGCUUCAAGGCCAUACUUAUCGACCCUCCACUGUUCAGUGGCCGCCAUCGUGUACCAUGGUUCAACUCAUUCGAGGUUCCCACUCGAGGUCAAGCCAUCUUCAUUGCAUACCUGGUGGUCGCCAAUAUUGUUCUCUCCUCAGUGGGAUAUACUAUCUCGAGUCCCAAUAGCUGGUAUGUGGACAGCAAAUCGCAGCUCGCAAACUACAUUGCCAAUCGCACGGGCGUGCUGAGUGCGGUGAACAUGGCUCUGCUGGUACUAUACAGUGGCCGGAACAACAUCUUGCUCUGGAUCACCGACUGGUCGCACUCCACGUUCCUCCUCCUCCAUCGAUGGGUGGCGAUCAUCUCCGUCGUCCAAGCCUGUUUGCACAGCGCAAUGUACGUGCAGUCGUACGUGGUCGCCUACAAGGAAUACACGAGCGAGUCGUCUCGCGUGUACUGGAUCUGGGGCAUUAUAUCGACGUUGGCACUUACUCUCCUCCUCCCGGCCUCCGUUCUCCCGUUCCGCACGAAGAUCUACGAGCUAUUCCUUGCCGUUCACGUGUUUUUCGCCUGUUUCGCUCUCCUUGGAUACUACCUGCACAUCGCCUAUCGUUUCGGGCAUCAAUGGGGCUACGAGACUUGGGUGUACAUUGCGUUCGCCUUCUGGGCAUUCGACCGCCUUCUCCGGAUACUUCGAUUGGCACGAAACGGUAUUGUGAACGGGCGUGUCACCAUCAUCGACGAUGACUACGUUCGGCUCGAUGUCCCGGGAGUCUCUUGCAACGGACAAGCCUACCUUUACUUCCCUACGCUUACCUGGCGUGUAUGGGAGAACCACCCAUUCUCCGUUGCCAGCGGAAUGAUGACUCUCAACGAGGGGUCGAACAACAAACGCGGCAACAUCGAUGAGAAGUCACCGUCUGCGGCAGUUCAAGACCCGUUAUCCGACGACACUUCAUCGACCCAGUCGUCCGACCGUAUCUCUGCGACCACCGGCCAGCACAAGGUAGGCGCAACGUUCUUCAUCCGGACCCAUACCGGCCUCACACAUGAAUUGCGAUCGCGAAAGACGGUACCUCUCCUGGUGGAGUCAUCGUACGGCAAAAGCCUCUUGUUCGAUCCCGAGCAUGACCUCCACACGCACCCCAACCUCAUCUGCAUCGCCGGCGGCGUCGGCAUCACUGCUGUGGCUCCUCUCCUGGCGAGGCAUGCCGGCCGAAAGAAGCUCUACUGGGGUGUGCGUACGGCCCCAUUGGCCGAUGCUCUCCGUGAUACGUGGGAGACUGCUGCGUUUGCUGGCCUGGAGAAGCAUAUCGUGGUUGGCGACAGACUGGAUUUACGGGCCAUCCUCGGAUCCGAGAUUGCACGGGAAGCUGUCGGCGGUGAAGGAACAAUGAUCGUGGUCAGCGGGCCUGCGGCGAUGGCGGAUGAGGUCCGAUUCAGGGUGUCGAAGCUUGCUGGGUCCGAGAAGGCCGCUAUUGUGACCUUUGUUGAGGAGUCCUAUAGCUGGUAG
Saxophila tyrrhenica is the source of this 1956-nucleotide messenger RNA. RefSeq lists its product as uncharacterized. The record is from RefSeq and is a predicted model, not a curated record. Gene Ontology annotation, molecular function: ferric-chelate reductase activity. Gene Ontology annotation, biological process: intracellular iron ion homeostasis; iron ion transport; copper ion import. Gene Ontology annotation, cellular component: plasma membrane. NCBI's taxonomy places the organism in Eukaryota, Fungi, Ascomycota, Dothideomycetes, Mycosphaerellales, Extremaceae. The coding region runs from base 1 to 1956 and encodes 651 amino acids. The transcript has 2 exons.